CUGACUGUGUCCCUGUGGCGGAGGCGGGGAGCUCGCUGCUCUGGGGGGUGUGUUCAGAGUGUCUCCCUCUUUAUUCUGCCUCCCCUGGUGAAGUUGGGUUUGUUGAAUAUGGCGGGACGCGGUAAGAGAAAAGCUGCAUCUAGAGGCACCGAGUCUAAGAACCCGGUAGCUGAAGAUGGGAAGAAGAACCGAGGAGAGAAAUCCGGGGUUCCUGAGGAACUGCGACAGGAAGUUGAGGAUCUCUACAAGCUACGGAUGCCGGAAGAUUUCUAUCACUUCUGGGAAUUCUGUGAGAAACAAGAUCCACAGAAUCCAUGCGAGGCACUGAAGUCAAGCCUUGGACUCCAACUUGUUGGGCCUUUUGAUAUCCUGGCUGGAAAACACAAAGGAACAAAAACGUCUGGGCCGAAUUACCUGCUGCACUGGCGUUACUUCUAUGACCCCCCGGAAUUUCAGACCAUCAUCAGUGGAGACCCUGAAACUCUAUAUCACCUCGGUUACUUCAGAGAUUCUCCAGAUGAAUUGCCGGUAUUCAUAGGGGAAAACGAGGCAAAGAACGGCUGCUCGGUGGUUCAAAUGGGAAACAAUGUGUUUAGCGCGGUGAACUUGGUUUUGUCCAGAAGACUGAAGGAAAUGGGUAAUAGGAUUCAGAGCAGAGGUUUGAAAGAGCUCGAGACCAAACUGUCUACGGUAGCGAAGAAAUUAGGUUAUUCCCUAGAACAGAAAACUAAAGAAAUGAAGCAGCGGGAUAGGAAGGUCGCUACCAGAACCUUUCAUGGAGCUGGUUUGGUUGUUCCAAUUGAUAAAGCUGGUGUAGGUUACAGAGAGCUUCCUGAGACAGACGGAAGUCUGAAAAAGAUAUGUAAAGCAAUUGUAGAAGCAACGACUGAUGAGGCCCGGAUGAAAGCUUUUGCCCCAAUUCAAGAAAUAAUAACUUACGUUCAGUUUGCAAAUGAUGAAUGCGACUAUGGAAUGGGAUAUGAACUAGGAAUUGAUCUUUUCUGCUAUGGAUCACAUUACUUUCACAAAGUGGUACAGCAGUUGUUACCCCUAGCAUACAAGUUGCUGAAGAGGCAACUGUUUGCUGAGAUUAUUGAGGUACAUUUGGCCAACAGAAAAUGGAAUGAUGUGGACCAACUGACUGUUUGAAGAUUCUGAUUUUGUAGCAAAAUCAAAAAACUAUUACAUUUUAGUUUACAGAACAAGUCUGUAUCAUCUGUGUUGUAUACGGUUUAUUUUG
Messenger RNA from Hemiscyllium ocellatum (epaulette shark), 1240 nucleotides. Its product is annotated as histone PARylation factor 1. Gene Ontology annotation, molecular function: poly-ADP-D-ribose binding; histone binding. NCBI's taxonomy places the organism in Eukaryota, Metazoa, Chordata, Chondrichthyes, Orectolobiformes, Hemiscylliidae. Gene Ontology annotation, biological process: regulation of protein ADP-ribosylation; DNA damage response. The transcript is spliced from 8 exons. The record is from RefSeq and is a predicted model, not a curated record. Gene Ontology annotation, cellular component: nucleus. The coding region runs from base 109 to 1149 and encodes 346 amino acids.